AUGCCGAAAUUAGAGACCCUAUUGUAAUUUUGCUAGCCUCUUCAUGGCAAACAUCUUUAAAUGUUGAUCUUGUAAAUGAAAGGAUUUAACAGAGAAUCAUUAAAAUUAAAAUGUCUUUAACAAUCCCCAAGAGCUUAAAGUUUUUAUUGAUAGCCUGAUAAAUUAGUUCUACACUUAUUAUAACUUUAACAUUAAUUAGAUCCCUGAAUUAGGAUUAUCAAGGUUUGAUAAAUUCAUAAAAGAUUUAUGUUAAAUACAAGAUUAAGAAAAUGUGUUAUUUUUACAACUUAAACAAUUAAUUGAAUAAGUAAAACCAAUUAUAAACAAAAUACUGAAAAAAAUGAAGAAUUAAUCAAAUUUGAACUAAAAUAAUACUUAACUUUCAACAACCAAAUUAAUUUAAGAAUAAUCAUAGCUUUUAAUAAAUUAAAACAUUCAAAUUUGA
Molecule: messenger RNA, 445 nt
Organism: Paramecium octaurelia
Lineage: Eukaryota; Ciliophora; Oligohymenophorea; Peniculida; Parameciidae
Source: the annotation of a GenBank genome assembly